Messenger RNA from Aspergillus heteromorphus CBS 117.55, 441 nucleotides. RefSeq lists its product as uncharacterized. The transcript is spliced from 2 exons. The record is from RefSeq and is a predicted model, not a curated record. Bases 40 to 441 code for a protein of 133 amino acids. Lineage: Eukaryota; Fungi; Ascomycota; Eurotiomycetes; Eurotiales; Aspergillaceae.
CACAUAUCACCCAAACCAACAUACCGGACUCACACCAAAAUGAAUCUCAAACACUUCUUCCUCCUUGCUUGCCCUAUCUCCCUGGCCAUUGCCAACAGCACCCCGAACACCGUCGCUCCCCGGAGCCCCCAGUCAACCAGUCUCUUGGACGACCUGCCGACCAUCGUCGACGGAGUCAAGGACCUUCUUAGCACAGAAACCGUCAAUAACAUCGAGACGGUCGUGAAGGGUGCCGCCGUGCUGCUCGGUGGAGAUACACCCCAGAAUCUGCAGAAGCUGCUAUCCAGCAGCAAUAUCGACAAGCUGCAGGAUAUCAUCGACAAUGCGGAUACAUUGCUGACGAGCACGUUCGUCAAUAAGACCAGUUCAUUGAUUGAUGAUGCUUUGCCGCUCGUCUCUGACUUCGGGCAAAUUAUGGAUGCGAUUAUAAAGACUUCUUAA